Messenger RNA from Symbiodinium pilosum, 636 nucleotides. NCBI's taxonomy places the organism in Eukaryota, Dinophyceae, Suessiales, Symbiodiniaceae. The record is from the annotation of a GenBank genome assembly.
AUGUCCUCUCUCGCCGCGGCAUUGCCACCUCGUAGUCAGUCUGCAGAUGCAGAACCCAUGGUUUUGACGAGGUUAGAGGACAACGUCGAACAGGCCAGUCGUGCAGCAGAUGCUGUCUCUGACGAUGCCAUGUCCCUAGUAGAUGAGCUGUCGAAGCUGGAGGCAUCCUUGAAACGGUCCCAGGUUACAGAGACAAUGACCAAGCCACUGCAAACGGGCUUACUGGAAACAUUGGAGGCGGCACAUGCAUUGUUGACGGUGCCCAUCCCCAGUGAUGGACAUGCUGACCCAGCUCCGAAGGUGCCUGACUCGAUGCUGUCAAUAGAUUCUCUGGAUAACACGAGCUUCCAAGAUGCAGAUGCAAAUGCAACAAGCACCCCAAAGCCAACGCAGACAGCUACACGGACGUGGCAAGACACUGCCAGCACUGUUCUGUGCUUUGGUGGACUUCUGCAGCCGCAAAGUGGCAUCCUCGUUUGGGCUGGCACAUCGCUCUUUUUGGCCAUAGUAUUGCUUUGUGUCUCUGCAAGAUCUGCCUUCCUUUCAGCGACUGCACAGCCCGAUGUUGAAGAAGAGGUCCUGCGCGGAGAUUCGCUGCAAGGCUCGAUGACAGCAGCAAGGCCGGCAAGGCAUUAG